Messenger RNA from Cucurbita moschata (crookneck pumpkin), 2369 nucleotides. RefSeq names its product LEAF RUST 10 DISEASE-RESISTANCE LOCUS RECEPTOR-LIKE PROTEIN KINASE-like 1.2. Bases 135 to 2171 code for a protein of 678 amino acids. The record is from RefSeq and is a predicted model, not a curated record. NCBI's taxonomy places the organism in Eukaryota, Viridiplantae, Streptophyta, Magnoliopsida, Cucurbitales, Cucurbitaceae. Gene Ontology annotation, molecular function: protein kinase activity; polysaccharide binding; ATP binding. The transcript has 5 exons. Gene Ontology annotation, biological process: protein phosphorylation.
CUGCGAAAUAACAUAAUUUUCCAAAUUUCUUUUAUUUUUAGUCAACAUUCCUGGUAGUUACCGUCAGCAUAAGGAGACCAUUUCUUAUUCAAUUUCAGAUCAAAACCAUCCUCUGUUCAUGAGCCUUCACGGAAAUGAAAACUUCCGUCCCUCUCUUCCUCUUCUUCUUCUUCUUCUUCUUCUUCUUCUUCACAGUGGUGUGGUUUGAUCUUCCGCUCUGUUCCGCCGACGACGCCCACGAGGAAUUUAAAGCUUGCAGUCUCUAUUACAACUGCGGAGAUUUGGUAAACGUAACGUAUCCGUUUUGGGGGAAUGAGCGGCAGGAAUUCUGCGGCCGCCGUGAAUUCAAGCUCAAUUGCAAACACAACAAAACCACUACGAUCGAAAUCAGUUCUAUUGAAUUUCACGUUCUCAACAUCAGCCGAUCCAAACAUACAAUGACAAUCGCAAGAUCGGAUCUCCGAACUGAUUACUGCCCUAAAAUCGAAACCAAAACGACGACGAUUGAUUAUCGUCUCUUCAAGUAUACUUUGAACGAUCUGAAUCUCUCUGUCUGGUACGAUUGCCCGCUGCAACCUGGAAUUCUCGACAAUUACAGAUUCACGUGCGGAUCGGAGGGGGAAAUACGAGGGAGAGCGAAUUACGCUUUCGAAACGGAAGCGCUGAAUCGGAGUAGAAACAUGAGCGAGUGUAGACUGAACAUCGAAGUGACAAUUACAAAAGAGGUAUUCGAAGAAACACACAAGAACAGAACGAUGGCGGUGGAGCAGGGUGUGAAAAGAGGGUUUGAUGUGGAAUACGGGGAUUUCUACACGGUGGCGUGCGAGGGGUGCAAGGUAUACGGCGGCAAGUGUGGAGGGAACGCCACCCAUGAGUUUUACUGCAUUUGUAGCGAUGGAGACAUCCAUCCUUACGUUUGCAAGUCUCCUCCUCCUCCUGGAGACAAUGAUGUUUGGAAGAAGUACGUCAUAGGUUUUAGCUGUGGUUUUGGCGGCGUAAUGAUGAUGAGCGUAGCCUUUUUCAUCUGGUUUCGUUUGCACAAAAAGAAGCUUGCUCGUACUUAUACUCCUUCCUCCUUUCUCCUACGAAACAAUUCUAGUAAUCUUCCUGCGAAGGAGCUUGAGACGGGAGAAGAUUACAUGGGUGUGCCUUUGUUCUCUUACGAAGAGCUUGAAAAGGCCACCGACAGGUUUAAUCCGGCCAAAGAACUUGGAGAUGGCGGCUGUGGCACUGUCUACUACGGCAAACUUCCCGAUGGGCGUGAGGUCGCUGUUAAACGAUUGUUUGAAAAUAACUACAGAAGAGUUGAGCAUUUCAUGAAUGAAGUUGAGAUCCUUACUCGUUUGCGCCACCCACAUCUUGUCACCCUUUAUGGAUGUACCUCUCGACACUGCCGUGAACUUCUGCUGGUUUAUGAAUUCAUCCCAAACGGUACUGUUGCCGAUCAUCUUCACGGCGAACGAGCAAAACCCGGUGAGCUUCCAUGGCAUACAAGGUUGAAGAUUGCCAUAGAGACUGCAAGUGCUCUGGCUUUUCUCCAUGCCUCUGAGACUAUCCACCGUGAUGUUAAAACUACCAACAUUCUCCUCGACAGCAACUUCGGUGUUAAAGUCGCCGAUUUCGGACUAUCUCGGCUUUUUCCUACACAAGCCAGCCAUGUUUCAACUGCACCACAGGGAACUCCUGGCUACUUAGAUCCGGAGUAUCACGAAUGCUAUCAACUUACGAUUAAAAGCGACGUGUUUAGCUUUGGAGUCGUGUUGGUUGAGCUGAUAUCUUCGAAGCCUGCAGUUGAUAUCACUAGGCAUAGGCAUGAGAUAAACUUGUGGACAAUGGCAAUCAAUAAGAUUGGGGGCGACGAGUUGCAUGAGUUUGUGGAUCCAUGUCUUGGAUUUGAAACGGAUGAAAGAGUGAGAGACAUGAUAUGUGGAGUUGCAGAGUUGGCAUUUCAAUGCUUGCAGAGUGUGAAAGACACAAGGCCGACAAUGUCGGAGGCGUUGGAAAUUCUUAAGAACAUAGAGAGUCAGCAUAGUGGGCAAGGAAAGACAGAAGAAAUAAACGUUUCAGGAGAGGAGGAUGUGGUGGUGAAGGGUGAGUUAGUGCCGGAAUCUCCAGAUUCCGUUGUGGUCCCUUGGAUGAGCAAAUCUUCAACCCCGAAUUGCAGUGGCUGAGUUUGAUCUUUUCUGUGGUUUCAUGGUUAUAAUAUGUGUCAAACUCUAUAGCUCUGCCAUUUUCGUCAGCUUUGUUAAGCCUUUUUAGGUGAAUCAGAUGUGUACAUAUUUGAGAUUGAAUGUAAAGCUCGUGUUGUCAUUCUCCAUCCACUGUCUCCUAGCUCAAAAUCGAAGUAAUGGAAAGAAAUAUAUUGAUUU